AGGCAGACGCCCAGAAGUCGGUAGGACCGGAGAGCCCGGCCCCAGCCCAGCGUCUCCGGGAGCCUGGGACCCACAGCGCGGAGGAGAGCUCAGAAGCAGCGCGGAGGAGAGCGCAGAAGCCGCCCAGAGUGCAGAGUCCACCAUGCGCGGGUCCCCGGCCGCGGGGCCGGUCUACACCCCCGCCUGGGUGGCGUGGCCCGGGCGGGUCCGCUGCUGCUCCGUCGGGGGGGCGGGCGUCGGGCCGGGGGCACGCGGGACCGGGGACUGCGGCGAGCCCGCGGCCACGGCAAAGUUUCCACUCUGCGCGCCGCGCUGGCCCCCGGGCGCGGGAGCCGCCCACUGCCCCCCCGCGCUCGCCCCGCUCCCAGGCGCGCGCCGGGUAUAUAACGCACCCCUGCAGGGCCGGUUCCAGGCCGCUAGCCACGCAGUGGACGCCGGGGAGUGCUGCCCAGCGUCCGGGAGCCAGCCCGCCACCCCCUGCGCCCCCGCCUCCCCGACGGGCGCCCCCUGCUGUGGCCGCCGCCGCUGCCCCGCCUCCGAGGCCACCAUGAAGAAGGAGGUGUGCUCCGUGGCCUUCUUCAAGGCCGUGUUUGCCGAAUUCCUGGCCACUCUCAUCUUCGUCUUCUUCGGCCUCGGCUCAGCCCUCCAGUGGCCGUCGGCGCUGCCCAGCAUCCUGCAGAUCUCGAUGGCUUUUGGCUUGGCCAUAGGCACCCUGGCCCAGGCUCUGGGGCCGGUGAGCGGAGGCCACAUCAACCCCGCCAUCACACUGGCCCUCUUUGUGGGCAACCAGAUCUCCCUGCUCCGGGCUCUCUUCUACGUGGUGGCCCAGCUGGUGGGCGCCAUUGCUGGGGCGGCCAUCCUCUACGGGCUGGCGCCGCGCAAUGCCCGGGGCAAUCUGGCCGUCAACUCGCUCAACAGCAACACGACGCCAGGCCAGGCCAUGGUGGUGGAGCUGAUCCUGACCUUCCAGCUGGCGCUCUGCAUCUUCUCCUCCACCGACUCCCGCCGCACCAGCCCUGUGGGCUCCCCGGCCCUGUCCAUCGGCCUGUCCGUCACACUGGGCCACCUUGUGGGGAUCCACUUCACCGGCUGCUCCAUGAACCCAGCCCGCUCUUUCGGCCCCGCGGUGAUCAUGAAGCGGUUCAGCUCCGCGCACUGGGUCUUCUGGGUGGGGCCCAUCGUGGGGGCUGCCCUGGCUGCCAUCCUAUACUUCUACCUGCUCUUCCCCAACUCGUUGAGCCUGAGUGAGCGUGUGGCCAUCGUCAAGGGCACGUAUGAGCCUGAGGAGGAUUGGGAGGAGCAGCGGGAGGAGCGGAAGAAGACCAUGGAGCUGACCGCUCACUGACCAGUGUCAGGCAGAGGCCAGCUCCUCAGCCCCUGAACCGCAGGGGAAAAAAGAAAAAAAUAUGACAGCAAAGCUUCCUUACCCCACAGUUGGGUCCUCUGGGCUGGGGAGGAGGUGCUGGUUCCCCAGGCUACACAGUUAGAGAUGGGAGCAGGAACCCAUGAUGGUACUCUUGGGGUGGGAGCUAGGGGCUGGAAUCUGGUGGGGAGGGGUCUCUCUGGGACAAGGCAGACAGCUGCCAUGAGGUCAGACCUUAGAGACUGUGAACCUAAGCCCGCAGGCUGCCCCAGGACCAAGCCAGGAAGGGGUGGCCUGCAUUCUGCAUCGCCCCACCCUUCCCAGCCCCUCCUCAAGAACCAGAGGGAUCCCAGGCCCUAAGACAGCAGAGGCUGACCCUCCCCAGAGCUCCUUAGGAGGGAGACGGACUGGUUCAUUAAAUGCUGCCUUAUUUAUGUCUGGUCAAGGAUGCAUGGAGUAGAGCUGCCGGUGUUUGGGGUGGAGGCUUCCCAAUAAACCACUGACAUUCA
This is a messenger RNA of Equus quagga, 1872 nucleotides long. RefSeq names its product aquaporin-5. Gene Ontology annotation, cellular component: apical plasma membrane; plasma membrane. Bases 143 to 1345 code for a protein of 400 amino acids. The record is from RefSeq and is a predicted model, not a curated record. Gene Ontology annotation, biological process: transmembrane transport. Lineage: Eukaryota; Metazoa; Chordata; Mammalia; Perissodactyla; Equidae. The transcript is spliced from 4 exons. Gene Ontology annotation, molecular function: water channel activity.